AUGUGUCAUUAUCUUAUUAGUCUUUCGGACAAGCUUAGGGUAGACUCGGCACAGGAUAGUGAACCUGAUAUAAUUGAUGGUGCGGGUGCUGAAACAGGACAUGUAAUACGCACAACUACAGUGAGUUAUAUUUCAGAACAUGUGGUUCGAACUGGCUCUUUUGAGGUUGUUUUCCAGGCGAAAUGUAGAGAAACUGGAGAGAUUGUUGCUAUCAAGAAGGUUCUCCAAGACAAGCGUUACAAGAAUCGGGAGUUACAGAUUAUGCAAAUGUUGGAUCAUCUAAACAUUGUUUCCCUAAAACAUUGCUUCUUUUCAACUAUAGACAAAGAAGAGGUUUACUUGAAUCUCGUACUUGAAUUUGUUCCUGAAACUGUUUACCAUAUCGCAAGGAACUAUAGCAGGAUCAACCAGCGGAUGCCUUUAAUAUAUGUUAAACUUUAUACCUACCAGAUCUGUCGGGCACUUGCUUAUAUACAUAAUGGCAUUGGCAUCUGUCACCGUGACAUCAAGCCUCAAAAUUUACUUGUAAAUCCACACACACAUCAGCUGAAACUUUGUGAUUUUGGGAGUGCAAAAGUCUUGAGUGAGCCAGACAGAAUUGUUGGGGAGCUAUUGCAGCUUGGGGGAUAUCUCAAAUUGAUUGAGUUGGGUCUUGAAGAUUGUGCAAAUGAGUCGAUUGAUGCCCAGAAAGUGUUUGGUUAUGCUCUUUACAAAGAUGGGAAGGAUACAACACUGUCUUAUCCCUUGGAGGCAUCUGCUCAUAUGGACCAGUUUAUCUUCUCUCUGGUCUUAACCCUCGUCCAUUACACUUGUUUCUCCAUUUCUUUGCAGCUGCCAUCUAUGGUGUUGUCCACUUAA
Molecule: messenger RNA, 858 nt
Organism: Rosa rugosa (rugosa rose)
Lineage: Eukaryota; Viridiplantae; Streptophyta; Magnoliopsida; Rosales; Rosaceae
Product: shaggy-related protein kinase kappa-like
Exons: 7
Coding region: 1-858 (285 amino acids)
Biological process (GO): protein phosphorylation; signal transduction
Cellular component (GO): cytoplasm
Molecular function (GO): ATP binding; protein serine/threonine kinase activity
Source: RefSeq, a predicted model, not a curated record